CAACAGUGCGCCGACAGCCAGCAACAGACUUGACUCUCUCGUUUGUAGAUUAAUAACAAUAAAAAAGAUCCCGCUUAAAAUGUGCUGGAUGAUGUUGGGAAUUCGGCGCUUCAUGCUCGUCUCACUCUCGGUCGUCAUGAUCCAGUCGGGAAUCACCACGGGCCAGCAGCAGCAGUCGAAUAACGCCGGGUUCGUUCACCCGAUUGCCACAGAGACUUUCCCGGUGAACCGUCCGACAGCAGAAGCGGCACCACAACAGCCAGCGGAAGAGAUUCCGACAUCCACCGAACCUGCCCAGAGCUCGGCAGCACCAGUGAAGCAGCAGAAGCCCAUGUUUCAAGUCCCGGUGACUUUGCCUUUCGUUAUGCAACGCCCGCAAACGCCAAACGGCAAACCCACGUCUUACCUGAGGCCCGUCGGCGUCAUGGUCGACCCCAUUAGCCAAGACGAGCCGGUCCAGCCGGUCCAGCCUGUCCGCCAGACUAAGCCUUGGUACGCUAACCUUCCGCAGGAAGAAGAUCUUUCAUCGGCACCGGGUGUGGCCGUCACACUUCCGUUCCGGACUAAACCGGCGUCUUAUUUGAGGCCGGUUUUUGUGGUAGACGAAAGCAACGAUGACCAACCGGCCGUAGAAGACGUCCAACCUGCUAUCCAGACUAGACCUUACUAUUUCCCGACGAAGAAUGUUGCGGUCACUUUGCCUUUCAAUUUACGUCCGACGUCGAGCGGCAAUGGCCCGUCUGAGCAAAAGAUUCCCGUCAGGUCGAAGCCAUUGUCUUAUCUCCGUCCAGUCAUAGUAGCAGCAGAUGCCGAUGGAGCGGCUGGAACACCGGAAGGAGACGACGACUACUACUACGCACCAGCCCAACAAGAUUUCACAUCGCCAAUUAGCGGAGCGGUUCAACCAUCACCACCGCAGAGCCAAGCGGUGAUGGCCAUUCCGUUGGUCCAGCCACCGGUAAAAGCAACUAAACCGGCCAGUUAUCUGAGACCUUGGUUUGUCGAUGAUUCGUACGCCACCCCUGUCCGCGCCACCAAGCCUUGGAGGCCACAGGAAAUCGCCGCUCAGGUGGACGACGAUUCAGCCGGCUAUUACCAACGUCCAGUCUCCUGGCUGGCCUACCGCGCAUCGCCCGCCGUGAUGGGACCUCAUAGCGUCCGCCCUUUGAUCCAACGUCGACCCAUCGCCCAGCCACCGUCUGGCGUUUGGCUUCAGUCCCGGCCGCUAAUUGCCAAUUUCUUGUUAGCCGUUGAUGCUGAGGAUCCGAGACUGUUAGAGCCAUUCAAAGUUGAUCAGCUACUACCAGUUCAAUCGGCUGAGAAUGGAGGAGCUGAGCAGCAGGAGCAGCAGCAGCAGGUGCUGGUUAAGCCACUAGUGAUUGCCCUGGCGGUCGACAACCGUCACCCGAUCAAACAAAAGAGACCCGGGCCGAUGUUGUUGUUACCCACGGUGCCUGACGUCGAGUCGUCGAUUGCGGGGGCUGGUCAAGCCGAAGCCCGGGUCCCGUUUCGGGGCAACUGGGCAAACAACAACAACAACCUACUAGAGAAAACCCACGUCGUUGGCAGCAGCACGUUGGUCUACACCAAACAGAAUUUGUUGCAAACUGGAACGUCGACCGUGUACACGUCGACCGUCUUCACGGCCACGACGACCGUCCAAAACGCCUACUGCUACACAUCGAACAAUCCGGGCGGCGGGCUUUUCACUCCCGCUCCGUGGUGCUCCUUCCGCCGGAAGAGAUCCGCACUUCACCAAGAAGAAGAAGAAGAGCCAGCUAUCCUGUCGAUCGAUGGCGAACUAUUCCAACCGUCCCAAGUCCAAAAGAUUUUGAUGACAGCCGUGCCAUCCGCCCUGGAUAGAAAUGAAGCAAUCGACAGCUCCUUGUUAAUGGCGGAAGAUGUUCCAGCAAAUGGAGGCAAAAAACCAAAGAUCAGAGGGCGUUUCCUCAAUUUGGCGACCAAUUUCAUCGCCGGAAGGCCGACCACCACCGUGACGGUAACGGCGCUAACGUUCGUGACAGAAAUCGCCAUCACCGGGACGACGCCAAUUAUCUUCGCGGGCGGGCAGUGUGUCCCCCGUUGCCUGCAGAACCUGCCCGUCUGCGCCCAAUGAAAUAAUUUCCUCAAACGCGCAGAAAUCAAAUUUGAAUAACGCGCCAAAAUCGUUCCAGCCCACAAACUAUUAUUCAAUUCAAUUUCUUUG
Messenger RNA from Daphnia pulicaria, 2206 nucleotides. RefSeq lists its product as uncharacterized. NCBI's taxonomy places the organism in Eukaryota, Metazoa, Arthropoda, Branchiopoda, Diplostraca, Daphniidae. The record is from RefSeq and is a predicted model, not a curated record. The transcript has 11 exons. Bases 80 to 2116 code for a protein of 678 amino acids.